AUGGUUAUGUUGUUUCAUAGUGUGGGACUAACUCAAUGUCCACAGAAGUAUAUAGUCUUCCCUAGGGGUUAUUACAGACGCAUAGUUGUUGGUUCAUCUGAAACAGCGUUGUUAAAAAGAAGACAAGUGUUGGAGAAAGUGGAUUCUGAGUUGUCUAGUGGAGACGAGAGAGCUGCUUUGUCACUUAUCAAAGAUCUGCAAGGUAAACCUGGUGGCCUUCGAUGUUUUGGAGCAGCAAGGCAGGUGCCUCAGAGACUCUACACAUUAGAUGAACUGAAACUCAAUGGCAUCAAUGCAGCUUCACUACUGUCGCCAACAGAUGCAACACUUGGUUCCAUUGAAAGGAACCUUCAGAUAGCCGGUGUCUCAGGAGGGAUAGUUGCUUGGAGAGCAUUUGACCUGAGCUCUCAACAGCUGUUCUAUAUCUCUCUUGGUCUUUUGUUCCUGUGGACUUUGGAUUUGGUCUCGUUUAAUGGUGGAAUUGGGAGUUUGGUUCUUGACACAAUUGGUCACACGUUCAGUCAAAGAUACCACAACAGAGUUGUUCAACAUGAAGCAGGUCAUUUCUUGGUGGCCUACUUAGUCGGUAUCCUCCCACGAGGAUACACACUCUCAAGUCUUGAAGCUUUACAGAAAGAAGGAUCUCUCAACAUUCAAGCUGGCUCAGCCUUUGUAGACUUUGAGUUCCUUGAAGAAGUUAAUGCUGGCAAAGUCUCAGCCACAAUGCUGAACAGAUUCUCAUGCAUUGCACUUGCUGGUGUAGCUACUGAGUAUCUCCUCUAUGGCUAUGCUGAAGGUGGUCUUGAUGACAUUAGCAAGUUAGAUGGUUUGGUGAAGAGUUUGGGAUUCACACAGAAGAAAGCAGACUCACAAGUGAGAUGGUCAGUCCUCAACACUAUACUCCUACUACGUCGCCACGAGGUAGCUAGAUCCAACCUUGCAGAAGCUAUGUCCAAAGGAGAAUCUGUUGGCUCUUGUAUCCAAAUCAUUGAAGAUUCUAUUGACCCUUCUGAUAUCUAG
Eruca vesicaria subsp. sativa (arugula) is the source of this 1020-nucleotide messenger RNA. NCBI's taxonomy places the organism in Eukaryota, Viridiplantae, Streptophyta, Magnoliopsida, Brassicales, Brassicaceae. The record is from the annotation of a GenBank genome assembly.